Molecule: messenger RNA, 984 nt
Organism: Asterias rubens (European starfish)
Lineage: Eukaryota; Metazoa; Echinodermata; Asteroidea; Forcipulatida; Asteriidae
Product: neuropeptide CCHamide-2 receptor-like
Exons: 1
Coding region: 252-881 (209 amino acids)
Biological process (GO): G protein-coupled receptor signaling pathway
Cellular component (GO): membrane
Molecular function (GO): G protein-coupled receptor activity
Source: RefSeq, a predicted model, not a curated record
UUCUUUCUUUAUUCUCUUGCAAAUUCGAUGACCAAUUGAGUACAAAUUUUCCCAGGUUUGUUGUACUUUGGGAUACACUGAUUGAGAAAACUGGUCUUUCGACGAUUAGCAAAGGUGUCCAGUGCCUUUAAAGUCUCAGAUGACACCGAAUAUAACACAGCAUUCCAUUUACCGUUUCGAAAGAGUGACAGACGACAUACAGUAUCUUUGAUUACAGCAUUGAUUGUUGUCAACUCGUAAAAACAGGAGAGAUGAUGAUGGAGCUUGAAAACUUCACCACUUUGGAUGCUGUUGAAGACCCUCAAUUAGACAAUAAUGGAACCAAUUUGGUUUGGGACACCUUCUGUGAUUUCCAUGUGGAAAAUCUUCUAAGCAGAGCCGUUGUCAUGCUUGUGCUGUGUGUUCUACGAACCCUUGGAAAUGGGUGUGUUCUGUUUCUCUUCGCCACCGUCAAGCGUCUCCGGACGGCGACCAACGCCCUCAUUCUUAACCUGGCGUUGGGUGACACUCUACUGUUCCUUAUCACUGUGCCGCUGAAGGUGGAGACCGACCUCCACCCAUGUUGGCAGUUUGGGCGGGUCAUCUGUAAAGCUGCUUCAGCUGGUGAGGCAGUGGCUCACGGAGUAAGUGUGUUCACCCUGACUGCACUUAGCAUCGAUCGGUACUGCAGUUUGGUGAUGGGACAUCGUCGUGAUAGUAGUCGACGCUUUGCUCUUGUAGCUGUCCUGGCAAUAUGGUGUCUUUCCCUCAUCCACGGUGUGCCACUGCUCAUCAUGGCCGAACAGCAUGGCUACUGGUCCUGCAAACCAUUACCCUAUUUCACUCAUUCAGCUCGGGUCUUUUUCACAGCUCAGUCACCACCAUGUACAUUAUUCCCUUAACCACUAUGACGUAUUGCUACGCCAACAUGGCAAGAGUCCUGAUCCAGCACCACCGAGCGGGACAGACUUCGGAGAGUCAACCGUCUGAUUCAACACCAGUCCC